AUGCGGGGAGCCCAGGGCUUGGUGUUGUGCGCUGCAGUGGCCACAUGUCGCCUGCUCCGAUGCCACGGCCCAGGUUCAGGCGCCGUGGUUUGCGCGCAAGUGCGAGUAGCUUCCAUUGUCCCGCUGGGCAUACCGACAUCCGAAGGCCGCAUCGAAUUGCGCAAGGCCGCUGCUCCAUUUACCCGGCCUGUCCUGCUGCCCCGUCAGCUGUAG
Molecule: messenger RNA, 213 nt
Organism: Exserohilum turcica Et28A
Lineage: Eukaryota; Fungi; Ascomycota; Dothideomycetes; Pleosporales; Pleosporaceae
Exons: 1
Coding region: 1-213 (70 amino acids)
Source: RefSeq, a predicted model, not a curated record